GCUUAAAACACUUUUGGAAGGCGAUGCGAAUUUCUGCUGCAGUAAAGUUGAUCCUCAAAGGCCUUUAAACACCAUUUAUAAGAACUCUUCGAAGUUCGAUGUUUUACAGACGAAAGAUAGAAGUAGGCGUCGAAGACAGAUUCAGGAAAUGUCUACGAUUGGUUCCCUAUAAGUGACAUGAAACCACAGAAAUAAGUGCAGACUGAGGGAAAACCUCCUGAUCUAUACGAAUCGGAUACUGUUGCAAUUGUUCGGUACUUAUUACUACAAUUAAAUAACAAUUAUUAGUAAAACUGUAAGUCAAAAUUCCCCUGGCUGCUAAACCCUUACAGUUAAACUGCGCAUGCGCGGUUCGGCUCGAGGGCGGUAGUUUGUGAUCGGGGAUCAUCAUGUAGUGACGCUACAGCCACGCACAGGGGCAUCGGGGUUAAAAACGGACACUACACACACCUUUCUGCCUUAUUUCCACCUGGUCUGUUUGGGUCACAGACGCGCUCUUUAGCUGUCUUCAGUGUUUUACUCUUAUUUAUAUAUAUAUCACGCACCAUGGCUACACUCCGGGCACUGCGGAAACUAUGCCGGCAUUCUCAUCACCAGGCAUGUAGUUUUCAUUUGUCAUCUUCAAGACAGGAAGCUGUGAUCAUCUCCGGCAGGAAGCUGGCACGGCAGAUCCGCAGCGAGGCGCGAGCCGACGUGGAGGAGUGGGUUGCCGCUGGAAACCGCCGACCUCACCUGAGCGUAGUGUUAGUGGGCGACAAUCCAGCCAGUCACUCGUACGUCCUCAAUAAGACCCGCGCAGCGGCAGAAGUGGGCAUCAGCAGCGAGACCAUCCUGAAACCUUCUAGUAUCAGUGAGGAGGAGCUGCUCGACCUGAUCACCAAACUCAACACUGAUCACAGGGUCGAUGGGCUGCUGGUGCAGCUGCCACUUCCUGAUCACAUUGAUGAGCGACGGGUGUGUAAUGCCGUCUGCCCAGGAAAAGAUGUCGAUGGUUUCCAUGUGGUCAACGUUGGUCGCAUGUGUCUGGAUCAGUCCACCAUGUUGCCUGCCACUCCCUGGGGCGUUUGGGAGAUUAUUAAACGGACCGGCAUACAGACGCUGGGUAAGAAUGUGUUGGUGGCCGGUCGCUCCAAGAACGUCGGGAUGCCCAUCGCAAUGCUGCUGCACACAGACGGAAGACACGAGCGGCCGGGAGGCGACGCCACAGUGACCAUCUCCCACCGUUACACUCCCAGAGAACAGCUCCGUCAGCACACGAAAAUCGCCGACAUCAUUGUCGCCGCUGCAGGUAUUCCUAACCUCAUCACUGCUGAUAUGAUAAAGGAGGGCGCAGCUGUUAUAGAUGUUGGGAUCAACAGAAUAUUGGACCCCUUGACUGGGAAAAACAGACUGGUUGGUGACGUGGACUUUGAAGGUGUUAGAAAGAAGGCCAGCUUCAUUACUCCAGUCCCAGGCGGUGUUGGACCGAUGACUGUAGCCAUGCUGAUGAAAAACACCAUCAAGGCAGCAAAAAACGUCAUUUUAACGCCUCCUCAGCGUGUGCGGAUGGUGGCGUCCUCAUAACGCCCUCUUCUCGCUCACUUCACAUUCCACACUCCGGCUUCAGUUUCUUUAAAUGCUAUUUUUGCAUCCCUUAAUCUAGUUCUAAAUAUAUAUAUACAUAUAUUCAAGGGUUUGAGAAAAUGAAUGUGCUUUUUCAUUCUGAUAUUUUAAACAAAAUAUACAUUUUGUGUAUAUUUUUUCAGUUACUUUGCCAAGCAUUAGACACAGGUUUCACUUUAUUUUUACUCUGUUACAGUUUUGCUUUUUCAGCAUUUUGUAUGUUUAAAUAUUAAAAUAGGAUAUUGGGAGAUGUUUUGAAGCAUAUUUAUUAAUAAGAAACACAUCAGAAAUGUUCCAGCACAGCCUCAGUCCGUGUGAACACAGUGUUGUUCCUGCAGCACUGAUAUGAAUGAGUCACAUGACCAAUACUGGUCAAUAGUUGUGAGUCAGCAUGCAAGAUAACUGGCCAGAUGACCUUUGCAAUGACCGUUUACUCAUCUAGGGAAUACCUGUGACUGAACUGACCCAUCACUUUUAUUUUAUUUAUUUGGAGUUUGGAGCAAAGAGUGAUGAUGAUGAUGAUGAUGAUGAUGAUGAUGAGGAAAUGCAGAACAUAUUUGGUCUUAGAGAAUGAGAGAAAAUUCGGCUGAAGUUAGAUGAAAAAUCUUGCCAGUUUGGUGCUUUUUUUAGCUGUAUGUUCCGGUGACAUGAUCCAGUCUCACUGAAAUCAUAAUUGUUUUGCAUACUAACAUGUAAUGCUUUGAAGCAUCAGAUGCAAACAGAUUGUUUUAUUUGAAUCCUCUUAGUCUGUUUAUAUUGUACAUGUUUUAUUAAAAUGUAGUAAUUAGUA
Messenger RNA from Ctenopharyngodon idella (grass carp), 2392 nucleotides. It is a transcript of the gene mthfd2, whose product is annotated as methylenetetrahydrofolate dehydrogenase (NADP+ dependent) 2, methenyltetrahydrofolate cyclohydrolase. The coding region runs from base 547 to 1563 and encodes 338 amino acids. The transcript has 8 exons. Gene Ontology annotation, cellular component: mitochondrion. The record is from RefSeq and is a predicted model, not a curated record. Gene Ontology annotation, molecular function: methylenetetrahydrofolate dehydrogenase (NADP+) activity; methenyltetrahydrofolate cyclohydrolase activity; methylenetetrahydrofolate dehydrogenase (NAD+) activity. Lineage: Eukaryota; Metazoa; Chordata; Actinopteri; Cypriniformes; Xenocyprididae. Gene Ontology annotation, biological process: tetrahydrofolate interconversion.